CUCUCUCCUUCCUUUUCUUAAUGUGUGUGGUGCAACAAAUAAAAGUUAGAGAGAGAGAGCACCAGGAGAGAGAAAGCGAGGAGAGAGAAAGAGAAAACAAUUUUUUCUUGGGGUUUGCAGAGUAGCAUCCCUUCCCUCUUAAGGGCUUUGCUUUGCACUCUCCCACCUUCUAAAUCUGGCCCUCUCCCUCACUCCUCAAAUCCCUCUCUCUGUUUCUCUCUCUUCUCAUCUUUCUCCGUCUACCUUCUUCCAUCUGCUCUCUUUCUCUCUCCACCUCCGUCUGAGAUUGUUGUAGUUGUUCUUUUUUCCUUGUUUGAAACGAUGAGGAUCAGGAAGCGACAGGUGCCGUUCCCUCUGUCGUCUCUCUCGCCGGUGCCUCUCUCAGAUCUCAGGCUGAGCCGGUCGCCGGAGGUGCAACUGCACCACCACUGCCAAGACGAACCUUCUCCUCCUCCUCCUCCUUCGCCGCCGCCGCCGCCGCCGCAUCAGCAGCAGGUCCCAAAAGGGUCCCGACCCGAUCAUCGAAAUCCCCCUCCGGAGCUCCAUUCUCGACUCUCCGAUCAGCCGAAUCAGAGCUUCCCCGAUCUCCGGGCCAUCAUCGCCGGCUACCCCAGAACGGUGAAGGAAAAAGGGUGUCAUUCGGAGGAGCUUGAAGGGGGAGAUCAGGUGGAGCGUAAGAUCAGUAGCAGUAAUGAUACCAGCAGCAUGGGAGGCCUCUUGGGUGCACCACCACCACCGCCACCAGCAACAACCGAUGGGGCUUCAGAUCAAGCAGUGGGCGAGAGGUGGCGUGAAGGGGAUAAGGCAGUUCCACUGAAGAAGAGGAUUAGAGGGAGCUUCGAGCGAGCAGCACUGAACAUUAACCAGGAAACAAUAAUGGAUCACAAGGACAACAAUAAUAAUACUAAGGAGAAGAAGAUGAAGAUCGGUGCCACUAGCAGCAGCAGCAGCAUCAACAACAACAUGAAGACCAAGACCAACAAAAAAUGCACUAGUGAUCAUCAGCACGAGCAAGAUCAUCAUCAUCAAGAUGAAAACGAAACGAAAGAAACCCCAAAAGGACCGCCGCCCAACGGCACGCUUGCCGACCAAAAGCCAAAGAAGAAGGCUCGAGGUGGUGCACUCAUGGAGGGAUCGAGGUGCAGCCGCGUCAACGGGCGCGGCUGGCGUUGCUGCCAGCAGACCCUAGUGGGAUACUCCCUCUGCGAGCACCACCUUGGGAAGGGGCGGCUCCGGAGUAUGACCAGUGUACGGAGCCGCCCUACCGUUGCAGCUGCCACGGCUGCACCGCCAUCACGGCCACUGCCCCCACCGCCGCCACUGGUGCUACCCAAUGGGGAGCACAAUGAUAAUUUUACGAGUGCUUAUAGAAGCCAAAAGCAUUAUAGGGAUUACAUGGUAGACAUGGAUGACGAUGAGGAUUAUCGCGAAGAGGACGAAGACGAAGAAGAUCGAACUGAUAAUCCAUGGAUGGUGUCGAAAAGGAGAAUGAGAAUUGGGAUGGUGAAGGCUCGGUCGUUAAGCAGUCUGCUUGGCCAAACCAACACUGGUUGCAGCAGCGGCAGCAGCUGAUCGAUCAUCUGCUAUAUAUAUGCAAGGUGAAGUCAUAUAUAUAUAUAUAUAUAUGUAGAUGUUGGUGCAAGAUCAAACUGUUGUUUUGUUAAUUUUGGGAUAAAUUGUGAGCCAGUUUAUGCAUUAUAAUUAAGGGUUUAAUUUGUUUUUUUAAGUGGUGGUAAUUAGUUAAAGAAUUUGGGAGUUAGCUA
Molecule: messenger RNA, 1763 nt
Organism: Malania oleifera
Lineage: Eukaryota; Viridiplantae; Streptophyta; Magnoliopsida; Santalales; Ximeniaceae
Exons: 4
Coding region: 322-1572 (416 amino acids)
Source: RefSeq, a predicted model, not a curated record